GAUCGACAACCGAGUCUGGACCUGGAAUGAGAUCCAAGAGCAUCCGCUCUUCAUGAAAGACAUUCCUUCGGAUCCACGUGAUAUUGACAAUUAUCCGAUGCUGAAUCCAGGUUGCAUUUUUUUUGGAAAACAUGAAGAUGUGGAUGACUAUUUUCACUUUACACUGGACACUCAAGAGAAUGAAGGGAUGGAGGCUCUGAGGACGCCUUU
Durusdinium trenchii is the source of this 210-nucleotide messenger RNA. Lineage: Eukaryota; Dinophyceae; Suessiales; Symbiodiniaceae. The record is from the annotation of a GenBank genome assembly.